Hemicordylus capensis (graceful crag lizard) is the source of this 1955-nucleotide messenger RNA. RefSeq names its product family with sequence similarity 83 member F (gene SACK1F). The record is from RefSeq and is a predicted model, not a curated record. The coding region runs from base 33 to 1559 and encodes 508 amino acids. NCBI's taxonomy places the organism in Eukaryota, Metazoa, Chordata, Lepidosauria, Squamata, Cordylidae. The transcript is spliced from 7 exons.
UGAGGGAGUCGUGGCGGUGGCGUGGAGGGAGCAUGGCGGGCUCGCAGCAGCUCUGCCUGGAGGACGGGCAUGUGAACGAGAAGGUCAGCGACAGCCAGCCGCGGUUCUACUACAGCGAGGAGCAGCGGCGGGCCGUCGAAGUCCUGGUCGCCCAGGGGGAAAAGGGGUACAAGGAGCGGCUGAAGAAGGAGCAGCUGCGCGACUUCCUCUCCAGCCGUGAGCGGCAGGCCCUGCGGGGCGGCUGGCGCGCUUACGAGGCGCACUUGGAGGGCGGCAAGCCUCUCCUUGGGCCCUCGGGGAAGCCGCUGUCUCUGGCCUACUGGCCCGAGCGCUCCGACACCGAGAUCCCCCCGCUGGACUUGGGGUGGACCAACCACACGUUCUACCGCGGAGUCAGCCGCCUGGCUCUCUUCACCCACCCGCGCAAGGAAGACCACGCGCCUCACGUCAAGGAAGUGGUGCGCGAAAUGAUCCAGCAGGCGCGGAAGAUCAUUGCUGUAGUCAUGGACCAGUUCACUGACAGGGACAUCUUCCGGGAUAUUGUAGAAGCAGCAAAUAGGCGUCGGAUCCCAGUUUACAUAAUCUUGGACGAAGAAGGUUCUACAUUCUUCCUGGAGAUGUGCAAAGGCAUGGAGCUCAAUGACUUCCAGAUCCGGAAUAUCCGAGUGCGGUGUGUGACUGGUGUUGGGUUCUACAUGCCAUCAGGGAAGAUCAAAGGCAACUUGGCUUCCCGAUUCCUGAUGGUGGAUGGUGAAAAAGUCAUUACUGGAUCCUACAGUUUCACAUGGACCUCCUCCCACAUAGACAGGAACAUUCUCUUGGUCUUAACAGGGCAGAACGUGGAGGUGUUUGACAUUGAAUUCCGGGAGCUCUAUGCCAUUUCAGAGGAGGUCAAUCUCUACAAAGAGCUGAACAUUCCAUGCCCUUUCCGUCAAGGCAUUGGGAAACAGGGGUUUUCCUCUUCUACUGUGGCUCGGAAGGCCAUCAGCCCAAAAUAUGGAUUGGUGGUAGGGGUUCCUCCAGGAGAAAUGAUGCGCUGGGCCUCACGCCAGAGGCAUGAGUCACAAGGGGAACUAGAAAGAAGGGAAGAAGAAAGUGAGUCAAAUAAGCGACUACACAAAUUUCUGGAUGAUCUUGUCACAGAGGAGCAAGUGCUGCCAGAUAUUGAGCCUCCGUUUGAGGAUCUGAACAGAGCAAACCGGAGUCCUCGUAAGUUAUUUCCUCGGUUCAAUCUGGACCUGAAAUAUAAGUCCAAAUCUAGAGAGUCAAUUCGUGACCUCAGGAAGGAUGAUGCUGCCAAUGGAGAGGCUGGCUCCAAGCAGGGCAAGAGGUUUGGCAGUGGAUUUUUCAAAAGGGCCAAGCGAUCACCACCUGGGAAUUCUGAUGCCAAUUCUGUUACUAGUGAGAUUGAAGACUUUGUGAUUGUGAAGUCACCGAAGGAGGGCCAAGCCAACUCUCACCCUGUUAGCAUUCGUAGCAGUGGAGGUGCCUCAAGUAAAAUGAGCCAAAGCUCCCCUACAGGGGAAAAAGCCAAACAGUCAGCCUGUGUGGUCUCAUGAUCAAGGGGGGAAAUACUGCUGGAUAACUGAGAAUCCAAAGGAGCCUUCGCUGGAAUACACAACAUAGGCUCCGUUCAAAUCUGCAGUCUGGUUUUCUCACAAUGGUCUGCAUAGCCACUGCAUUGUCAAGGACAGAGCUGUCCUACCAGAGGCUGUCUACCUUAAGAACAUAAGAACAGCACUGCUGGAUCAGGCACAAGACCCAUCUAAUCCAGCAUCCUGUUUCAUACAGUGGCCCACCAGAUGCCUCUGGGGAGCCAACAGGCAAGAGCAGGCAGAGGGUAAAGGUAAAGUGUGCCGUCGAGUUGGUGUCAACUCCUGGAGACCACAGAGCCCUGUGGUUGUCUUUGGAAGAAUACAGGAGGUAGCCCCCCACUGAAAUUUGAAACAACUGGC